AUGUCGGUGUUAGUAAGCGACCUUCCUCUGGUGAAGUUUUACUGGGAUUUGACCAUGCUGCUCCUGAUGGUAGGGAACCUGAUCAUCAUCCCUGUGGGCAUCACCUUCUUCAAGGACGAGAACACCACCCCCUGGAUCGUCUUCAACGUGGUGUCGGACACGUUCUUCCUCAUCGACCUCGUCCUCAACUUCCGGACAGGCAUCGUGGUGGAGGACAACACGGAGAUCAUCCUAGACCCGCAGAGGAUCAAGAUGAAGUACCUGAAGAGCUGGUUUGUGGUGGAUUUCAUCUCCUCCAUCCCCGUGGACUACAUCUUCCUGAUCGUGGAGACCCGCAUCGACUCGGAGGUGUACAAGACGGCGCGGGCCCUGCGCAUCGUGCGCUUCACCAAGAUCCUCAGCCUGCUGCGCCUGCUGCGCCUCUCGCGCCUCAUCCGCUACAUCCACCAGUGGGAGGAGAUCUUCCACAUGACCUACGAUCUGGCCAGCGCGGUGGUGCGGAUUGUCAACCUGAUUGGGAUGAUGCUGCUGCUGUGUCACUGGGAUGGCUGCCUCCAGUUCCUUGUGCCUAUGCUGCAGGACUUCCCUGACGAUUGUUGGGUGUCCCUCAACCGCAUGGUGAACGACUCCUGGGGCAAGCAGUACUCCUACGCGCUGUUCAAGGCCAUGAGCCACAUGCUGUGCAUCGGCUACGGGCAGCAGGCGCCCGUGGGCAUGUCGGACGUCUGGCUCACCAUGCUCAGCAUGAUCGUGGGCGCCACCUGCUACGCCAUGUUCAUCGGCCACGCCACCGCCCUCAUCCAGUCGCUGGACUCCUCUCGGCGCCAGUACCAGGAGAAGUACAAGCAGGUGGAGCAGUACAUGUCCUUCCACAAGCUGCCCGCAGACAUGCGCCAGCGCAUCCACGACUACUACGAGCACCGCUACCAGGGCAAGAUGUUCGACGAGGAGAGCAUCCUGGGCGAGCUGAGCGAGCCCCUGCGAGAGGAAAUUAUAAACUUCAACUGCAGGAAGCUGGUGGCCUCCAUGCCCCUCUUUGCCAACGCAGAUCCCAACUUUGUGACCUCCAUGCUGACCAAGCUGCGGUUCGAGGUGUUCCAGCCAGGGGAUUACAUCAUCCGGGAGGGCACCAUUGGCAAGAAGAUGUACUUCAUCCAGCACGGGGUGGUGAGUGUCCUCACCAAAGGCAACAAGGAGACCAAGCUGGCAGAUGGCUCCUACUUUGGAGAGAUCUGCCUGCUGACCCGCGGGCGGCGCACAGCCAGCGUCAGAGCCGAUACCUACUGCCGCCUCUACUCCCUCUCCGUGGACAACUUCAACGAGGUGCUGGAAGAGUACCCCAUGAUGAGGAGAGCUUUUGAAACUGUGGCUCUCGACAGGCUGGACAGAAUUGGCAAGAAAAAUUCCAUUCUGCUGCACAAAGUCCAGCAUGACCUCAAUUCUGGUGUGUUCAACUACCAGGAGAAUGAGAUCAUCCAGCAGAUCGUGCAGCACGACCGAGAGAUGGCACACUGUGCCCACAACGUCCAGGCCGCCGCCGCCGCCGCCUCCACUCCCACCCCUGUCAUCUGGACUCCGCUCAUCCAGGCGCCCCUGCAAGCUGCAGCAGCCACCACUUCUGUUGCUAUAGCUCUGACCCACCACCCACGCCUCCCCACAGCCAUCUUCCGCCCGCCGGUGUCCGUCUUGGGGUCCCUGGGGCAGCAAUCCAACCAGACUCCCAGGCCGGUGAAGAGGCUGCAGUCUCUGAUCCCGUCGACUGGCCCCUCUGCUGUCGGCUCUCCCUCCAGUACCCCCUCCCAGCUGCACACACCAGGAGCAGAAACCCCUUCAUCCUCUUCCUUCCACAUCCAGCAGCUCGCAGGAUUCUCAGCUGCUGCCGGCUUAGGCCAGUUCCAGGUGGGAUCCCCUCCGGGUGGCUCAAGCCAGCCAGGUUUGAGCAGCACAUCCUCGGUGGGACUGAGCCAGUUCCAGCAGGCAUCUUCUGGAUCACCCUUAGGUACAGCUCAGCCCAUGCAGCAGCAGCAGCAGCAGCAGCAGCAACAGCAGCAGCAGCAGCAGCCAGCCCUUUCCAGCAGUGGAUUUGGGCACUUCCAGCAAGCCACAACUAGUUCCCCAUCAACCUCACUCACCCAGCUCUCGUCAAACUCCCCCCCUAGUCUUCUCAACCAGUUCCAGCCCACCACAAGACAACUGCAGGCAGGACAGUUACAGCAGCUCUCGGGCAGUGGGACUUUGGGGGGAAUGAAUCACUUCCAACCCACUCCUUCUUCCAACUCUCCAUCCUCCAGCCUAAGCCAGCUGGCACAGGCCUCUGGUGGGCCAUCCUCAGGCCUGUGCCAAACACAUCCAAGUGCAUUAGGAUCUUUAACUGGAACGAUAGCCCAGCUCCACCAAGAGCGGCCACCCUUUGCCUCCAUGUCUCCACUACAGCAGUCUGGCGUCGCCUCUCCCUGUUACACCCCUUCUGGCCUUAGUCCUCCCAGUCAGAGCCCAGUGGCAACAAGAACUUUUCAGUGUGGCCCUUCUGGGGCCUCAGGCUCUCACGGCUCUCUGCUCCUGCCUCAGACAGCCAGCCCACCUCCACAGCUCCUGCAGUCCAAGAGCACGCCGCCCGUGCCGCCGGGACGCCUGAACCAGGACCUCAAGUUGAUUUCUGCUUCCCAGCCAUCUUUGCCCCAGGAGCUGGCUCAGACGCUGAGCCAGAGUUCUCCUCAUUCCUCCAGAGAAUCUGUUUCCAGCUUCUCUCCUUUCCCUGGUGGAGGGCCUGGACUCCUGGGGAAGCCUUGUAGCUCAGUUCCUGGGCGCGUGACUUUGCCGCGGCAGAUGUCCUCAGGUUCUUUACCACAUCCGCUGGUGUUCGGGGCCGGCGCCGCCGCCGCCUCGCUGACUGCUGCCGGGCGGAAGGAGUCCCUAGUGCUCACGGGGGACCUGGAACCUGUCAGAUCCAAACUGCCCUCCAAUUUGUGAGGACUCCUUCUGUCAGCCCUGCAGUUCAGUUCCCAGUUAGACUUUUCACGGCCCAGGUUUUC
Molecule: messenger RNA, 3032 nt
Organism: Dryobates pubescens (Downy woodpecker)
Lineage: Eukaryota; Metazoa; Chordata; Aves; Piciformes; Picidae
Gene: HCN4
Product: hyperpolarization activated cyclic nucleotide gated potassium channel 4
Exons: 8
Coding region: 1-2970 (989 amino acids)
Biological process (GO): potassium ion transport; transmembrane transport
Cellular component (GO): membrane
Molecular function (GO): voltage-gated potassium channel activity
Source: RefSeq, a predicted model, not a curated record